AUGGAGUCGCAGGACAAUACAGCUCAGUCUAUUAGUGCAGACGAGAUCGCCUUGUAUGAUCGCCAGAUCCGUCUUUGGGGUGUGAAGGCUCAGGAAAGGUUACGAUCGGCUAAUAUACUUCUAAUCACCUUAAAGGCGUUGGCAAAUGAAGUUGCCAAGAACCUCGUUCUGGCUGGUAUCGGCACAUUGACAAUUGUUGACCAUGAGAUAGUGAAGGAGGAAGAUCUGGGUGCCCAAUUUUUCAUCACGGAAGAGCAUAUAGGGCAGAAUCGUGCGCAAGCGGCAGCGCCCUCGAUCCAUGCCAUGAACCCAAGAGUUCAGCUUCGUAUCGAUACAGACGACAUCCACAUGAAGCAACCUGACUUCUUUGCCCAAUUCGAUAUCGUUAUUGCGACAGAAUUGGACUUCGCCACGUACACCACCAUCAAUGCGGCAUGCCGUAUCGCAAACCGACCAUUCUACGCAGCUGGGUUGCACGGGUUCUACGGGUUUGUAUUCACUGAUCUGAUUUCACACGAUUUCGUUAUCGAGCGCUCCAAGUCAAACGUCCCUUCAGCGAACCAAGAAACCCCGACGCGGAGCAUAGUCAAUAUCACAACGAAGAAGGAGAACGAGAAACUUAUCGAAAUGGUAACCAAGCGAGAGACGUAUUCUCCUCUGAUUUUGGCAAACACAUCGCCACUUCCGGAGGACUUUACUCGUCUCCCUCGGAAACGGCGACAGGUCACACCACUCCUGACUUGUCUCCGAGCGCUGUGGGAAUUCCAGAAACUGUCGGGGGGUGAGAUACCAACAUUCUCCCGCGAAGACCUGGAGCUCUUCACAAAAUUCGCCCGUGAUAGGCACCAAGAAUUGAAACUUGACAUCAGCACCCUUGAUUCCGAGUUUUUGCGUACCUUUCUACAAAAUCUGGGAAGCGAAUUGAGUCCCGUUGCCGCCGUUGUGGGCGGUAAACUAGCCCAGGACGUGAUCAAUGUGUUGAGCUCUAGAGAGCAGCCUAUCCAGAACCUCUUGCUCUUUGACGGCGAGAAGUCUCUCGCUCCUAUCUACCCCUUACAUCCAUUUUUCCCUCCGGAAGUUGAGAAUGUCAUGUCCGCUGUUCCUCCUGCGAAUCUGGUUCCUUUAAACGGCGAUCUUACCAUGCAACAACCAAUCAUUCAUCCCUCAGGAGCAAAUGCCUGA
Molecule: messenger RNA, 1182 nt
Organism: Aspergillus alliaceus
Lineage: Eukaryota; Fungi; Ascomycota; Eurotiomycetes; Eurotiales; Aspergillaceae
Product: E1 ubiquitin-activating protein AOS1
Exons: 4
Coding region: 1-1182 (393 amino acids)
Biological process (GO): protein sumoylation
Cellular component (GO): cytoplasm; SUMO activating enzyme complex
Molecular function (GO): SUMO activating enzyme activity
Source: RefSeq, a predicted model, not a curated record